UUCUAGUAGCUGUACUCACCGUCCUCGCCGUCCUCAAGCUCCUCAAGAUGCCAUUCGUCAAAAAGGUCAAGUCCGAUGCCUACUUUUCUCGUUUCCAAGUAAAAUAUCGCCGCCGCAGAGAGGGAAAAACCGAUUACUACGCCCGUAAACGCCUUGUAACUCAGGCCAAGAACAAAUAUAACGCACCAAAAUACCGCUUGGUGGUUAGGUUUACCAACAGAGACAUCAUUGUUCAAAUCGUCUAUGCACGUCUGCAAGGUGACUUCGUAUUGACUUCUGCACGGUCAAAAGAGUUGCCAAGAUACGGUAUCAACCACGGUCUGACUAACUGGACGGCCGCAUACGCUACCGGUCUCCUUUGUGCUCGUCGUGCACUGACUAAACUUGGCUUGGCUGACAAGUACGAAGGUGUUGCCGAGCCUGAUGGUACUCUCACCAUGACCGAGUCUCUUGACGAAGAGGAUGCUCCCCGACCUUUCAAGUGCUACCUUGAUGUUGGUCUUAAACGCACGUCAACUGGUUCUCGUGUUUUCGGUGCAAUGAAAGGAGCUAGUGAUGGUGGUAUCUUCAUUCCUCACUCCGAUAAACGAUUCCCUGGCUUCGACCCAGAAUCCAAGGAGUUAGAUGCUGAGGUACUCAAAAAAUAUAUCUUUGGUGGACAUGUUGCCGAAUACAUGGAAUCCCUUGAGGAGGAAGAUGAUGAACGAUUCAAGAAGCAGUUUGCUACUUACCUGGCUGACGGCGUUGGAUCGGAUGAUAUGGAAGAGAUCUACACUAACGCUUACGCUGCUAUCCGUGAGGAUCCCACUUUCAAACCUACGGAGAAGGCGAAGGACUGGAAAGCAGAGAGCUUGAAAUUCAAGACACCCAGACGCACUCUUGAGGAGCGUAAGGCUGCCAUUCAAGUUAAAAUUGACGCCUUCAAGGCUGGUGGAGGAGCUGCUGCUGAGGACGAUGAUGAAGAUGACGAGUAGAUUUCUCGCCUGUAUUCGUAGGACAUAUGCCCCCAUCACUCCUUGUCCUCAUGUAUCCAGAACCACCACUCAGAGUUAUGCAUAUGAAACCACGUUGCGUUAUGUCAUAUAUGUAUGGUUCGAGAAGUAUAGCUAAUAGCACAAAUGGUACUUCGUACGCAAUCUAUGGAACAAAUGAUUCAAGUCUCCAGUGAU
Serpula lacrymans var. lacrymans S7.9 is the source of this 1169-nucleotide messenger RNA. RefSeq lists its product as uncharacterized. Gene Ontology annotation, molecular function: 5S rRNA binding; structural constituent of ribosome. The transcript has 6 exons. Gene Ontology annotation, biological process: ribosomal large subunit assembly; translation. Bases 48 to 974 code for a protein of 308 amino acids. Lineage: Eukaryota; Fungi; Basidiomycota; Agaricomycetes; Boletales; Serpulaceae. Gene Ontology annotation, cellular component: cytosolic large ribosomal subunit; ribosome. The record is from RefSeq and is a predicted model, not a curated record.